This is a messenger RNA of Diabrotica virgifera virgifera (western corn rootworm), 3819 nucleotides long. RefSeq lists its product as uncharacterized. NCBI's taxonomy places the organism in Eukaryota, Metazoa, Arthropoda, Insecta, Coleoptera, Chrysomelidae. The coding region runs from base 2307 to 3740 and encodes 477 amino acids. The record is from RefSeq and is a predicted model, not a curated record. The transcript has 4 exons.
UUUUUCGGCCCACCCUACUGUGCAGUCAUAAUUAGUUGUAAUUGUAUAGAUCAUAUACACAAACGAGAAUAAACUUAUUUUUGACCUUAAAAAAAAUAAAAUAGUUUUGUGUGUUGUGUAAAAAGGAAUUCAUUUUUUUGAUAUAACCGAAAACUGGAGCUGUGCCAACACUUCUUUCAUAUUUAAUCUACUGUCCAUGUCCAUCGUCUGUCCUCCUUUCCCAUUAUUUGGAAUUCUUUAGUCAUCAUUUUUGUUAUGUUUCUUGACUUUCUUUUAUUUGGACGUAAUACCAAAUUAUAUUUAUACUAUACGUAUAUUAUAUCGGAUAUAAAAUCCCUAAACAUGUCGAUUUUUAUUUUUAAAUUGCACUUUUUUGGCAUAUAUUUAUAUCAUACUAGUGAUGUCCUCCAUCUGGGUGUGAUGACGUAAUAGAUAUUUUUUUAAAUGAUAAAUGGGGUUCGAGUGAUGAGUGAUAGUUUAUUUAAAAUGUUUUUAAAUUCUCCUUUCAAGAAUAUAAACAUUACCAAAAUUAUUUAUACAGGUUGGUCAAAAAAAAUAAUUUUUAAAUUAAAUUAAUUCGCACACGGAGAAUGUAUGUAAUUUAUUUAAUUUAAAAUACAUUUUACAUUACAUGUCAGAAAACAUAAAAAAUAUUUAUAUGACAAAAUAAACAUUGCUUUUCGCUUAAAUUGGAGGUUCAAACUACCAAGACGCAGGUGGGUGGCAUAUUUAACACUGAAUUUAAGCGAAAAUUAAUGUUUAUUUGUCAUCUAAAUAUUUUUUUUGUGUUCUGACAGCAGUACAAUGUAUUUUGAAUUAACUAAAUUACAUACAGUCUUCUUUUGUGUGAAUUUAAAAAUUAUGGAAAAUUAUUUUAAAUAUAAAGAUAAUUAAAUACCCUUUCAAAUAAGCUGUCACACUAACCUUAUUCUCAUUUAAAAAAGUUAUCGAUUACGUAAUCACGCCCAGAUGGAUGACGUCACUAUAUAUACCAAAAAAUUAUAAUUCAAAAAUAAAAAUCGACCUAUAUUGGGAUUUCUCUUCAAAAUUGCCCAUUCUGGGAAAAUGAAUUUAUUCCAUAAUUUUGCCCCUCUCUAUAUAUACGAUGAUGCAAAAAGCAUCAUAUUUUUCUCUAUAUUGGUUUAAACAAGUGCAUUGUGAUUAGCAUGUUGGAUGAAUAGUUUAAGAAUAUCAACUACAUAUAAGUAAAAAUAGUACUUAUUUACAUGACAAGGAUUUUAUGUUGCUUUUAGAAUGGACAGGAAAUCUAAAAUUUUAGUAAAUGCACUUAAAAAGUCCGAUAGAAUUAUAUUGGACUUUUUAAAAAUUCCUGCAUACGAAACUACUAAAGGAACAACUGCAGACGAGAGAAAUAGUUUCCUGAAUGCCAUGGUAAACUUUACAACCGAACAUCUGGAUAAUUAUAAAACCAAUAUUACACCUAUUUCCAAAAUGCAAGUUGAUGAAAUAUCGUCAACAGAGAAAGUGUAUAAUACAAGAGUUUAAGCCAAUAAAGCAAAAAAGGAUAUUUGUUCUAAUGACAACAAUUAUACUGAAGAUGUAGAUCAUGUUGAUAAAGUAUCAUCAACUCUUAACGAACAUAACGCUAGCGAACAUAAUAUUAGCAGUGAUGAAGAAUACAUUCCAGAAUCAGGAGAUGAGUCUAAAGAUUCUACUUCAGAUUUUGAAGUUUUUGAAAAACGUGAAACAGAAGCACUUCCCGUUCAAGUAUCGAACAAAAAAAAUAAACGGGUUUGGACCAAGAAAGAUCAUUGUUUUUAUUGCUAUACUGAUGUAUCUAAAUUCUCCAGACACAUUAUAAGACACCAUGAAUGCGAAAUAAAGGUACAAGAGAUCCUGUCAUUACCAGUGGGACAUAAAAGACGGAAAUAUCUUUUUAAUAAAUUAAGAAAUGAAGGAAAUUUUUUAAAAAGUAUAACUAAAGAAGAUGUUGUACCUAUACGAAAACCGGUAGCAGAAAAUUCAGAUCAACCAACAACAUCGACAUAUCUACCAUGUAAAUAUUGUAAGGGAUUUUAUAAGAAACGAGCUCUUUAUAGACAUAUAAAGAAGUGUGUUCACAAUGAUGAGAGUCAUAAGUAUGGCAGAACUCUUGCACAAGCUGAGGGACAGACUUUACUUUCGUCCUAUCGCUUUAAUGAUUUAUUAAGAAAAGAAAUAUUUCCAAGAAUGCGAGCCGAUAAUAUUUCUUUUAUUGCUAAAACAGAUCAACUUAUAUGUGCUGUGGCAGCUAGGUAUUUAAAAAGCCAAGGGAUAAACAAUUUCGCGUUGUUGCUUCACGCAAAAUGCGGCAAUUGGGUUCUUUACUGAUCGAAAUUAAGAAAAAAAUUAAAGUUAAAUCUUUGCAAGAAGUGCUAGAUCCUAUUUACUUUGACAUCAUAGUAGAAAGUACAAAGCAGAUAUCUAAAUUUGAUCCUAGAUCAGAAACGUACGGUGCACCGUCAUUAGCGUCCAAUAUGGGAACACUUUUAAAGGAAUGUCUUGAUGUCGCAUAUAAUAUGCAACUUAAAACAUGUGCAAUAGAAACGGAUGCUAUGAAAAAACUUAAAGCGUUUAAAGAUCUCAUUACUAGCGAAUGGCAAUAUGAAAUAUCAACUAUAGCUAACUCCUAUUUGAGCCAGAAGAAAUGGAAUAAGCCAUCUCUCGUACCUCUGGCAGAAGAUUUAACUUUACUGAGGUCAUAUUUACUGACUGAAGCCGAAAAAUGUCGAAAUACUUUAAAUGACAAUCCAGAGGACUUAAAAGCAUUUAAGACUCUUCAAGAAAUAUCUUAUAUCCAAUUACUUCUGCUAAAUAGAAGAAGAGCAGGGGAACUGCAGAGAAUCACUGUAAAAACCUAUACAACAAACAUAAAUAAUACCAGUUCAAGUGAAUUUGACGAUUGUAUAAGUGAAAGUGAGAAAAUUCUUAUAAAAUCAUUUAAACGAGUAGUUAUUAAAGGAAAAAGGGGUCGAGGUGUCCCUGUCCUUUUUACAGACGAAAUGGUAAAAAAUACUGAUAUAUUGUUGAAAUUUCGAAGAUAUUUUAUUGCAGAAAGUAAUAUAUAUUUAUUUGCUAGUACUACAUCUUCUAGUAGCAUAAGUGGAACAAAAGCGAUGAAUAAACGUGUGCGAAUUGCUGGUGUAAAGAAUGCAGCUGCAUUAACAUCCACGAAACUUAGAAAGCAUUUGGCGACAAUGUCGCAAGUCAUUAACCUUACCGAACAGGACUUAGAACAGUUGGCCAUUUUUAUGGGCCACACAUCUGAUAUCCAUAAAACUUAUUAUAGACUUCCAAAUGAUGUUUAUCAAAUGGCUAAAGUAUCCAAAUUGCUUCUUCUAAAUGAGACUGGAGAAGCGUCAAAGUUUAAAGGGAAACGUUUGGAUGAAAUCAAUAUAAACUUAGAUCCUGUUAAAGAUGAAUCAAAUGAUGAAAUAGAAGAAUCACACGAAAUAAUGAGCGACAUGCUUACAGCAACUAAAUAUGAUGGCCAAGUGAAAGAAAAAGACAAUAUUAUAAAUCCAAUCAAAGUAACUCAAAAGAAAAAACGAAUUUUGGAACCUUGGAACAAUUUGCAGAAAGAAAAAGCUCUAACGUAUUUUAGGAAUCAUGUUCAACAGGAAAUUGCUCCAAAAAAAAAUGAAUGUUUGAUGUUGAAAGAAGAUAACACGGAACUUUAUUCAAAUAAAACAUGGGAGAAAAUAAAAAUAUUUAUUGUAAAUUCCUACAACAAAAAAUGAAUUUCAAUUCCUAAUAUAACUUUUUGUCCAAUAAAACAUGUAAAGAAAUUUUAUUAUUAAUAAAGAUAACAAAAAAAUA